CUAAAUAAUUGAAAUAUUACAAGUAUCCAGAGUUACUUCCCUUUAAAUACAUCAUGAAUCUAGCAAUAAUGUACAGCAUCUCUGUUCUUACAUUGGUUUUAUGUGGAGAGAUGAUCAUGGGAUCUUGUGAUGUUAAACUAGAGGGUUCACUUCUCAAGGAUCUAGUUGAAGUGUUGUUAAAGAAAGAUUCAGAUAAAGGCUGUGCACUGUUCAAGAUACCUGCUUUUUCAGCUGGCUUAACAAAUUCAAAAUCUCUUUCAACAAAUGAUAUAAUAAAGUUCGACAAAGUUUUUACUAACAAACUAAAUGGCUACAAUCCAAGCACUGGUAUAUUUACUGCACCUAUUGCUGGAGUAUAUCAAUUCUCUUCAGUUGUUACGAGUAAUAAUGGAAAAUCCUUGGCUGUCAGUAUUUGGCACAAUAAUACCAGAGUAUCCAGUGUGUAUAUAAAAGGUUCAACUCAUCAGACAGGGACACUCAGUAUGGUAUUGGAUUUACAGAAAGGGGAUCAAAUAGCUGUAAAGACUAUUUCCAGUUACACUGUUUUUAGCGGCUCAUAUCAUUACAGCACAUUUUCAGGCAAUCUGAUUUCUCAAUAAAUGAUAUUAAAUUUU
Messenger RNA from Mytilus californianus (California mussel), 614 nucleotides. Its product is annotated as complement C1q-like protein 3. NCBI's taxonomy places the organism in Eukaryota, Metazoa, Mollusca, Bivalvia, Mytilida, Mytilidae. Gene Ontology annotation, molecular function: protein binding. The transcript is spliced from 3 exons. The record is from RefSeq and is a predicted model, not a curated record. The coding region runs from base 54 to 599 and encodes 181 amino acids.